Molecule: messenger RNA, 2913 nt
Organism: Conger conger (European conger)
Lineage: Eukaryota; Metazoa; Chordata; Actinopteri; Anguilliformes; Congridae
Gene: sh3glb1a
Product: SH3-domain GRB2-like endophilin B1a
Exons: 11
Coding region: 437-1627 (396 amino acids)
Biological process (GO): membrane organization
Cellular component (GO): cytoplasm; membrane
Molecular function (GO): protein binding
Source: RefSeq, a predicted model, not a curated record
UAACUUUUUAGGUUCGGUUGGGGAUCCUAAAUCGUAUUAAUAAAUGAACAGUAUUCUCAUGGUGUACAAAUGAGAAAAGUCUUGAACCGACGGCCAGGCAGCACCCAACAGCCUAACAACUGCUUUCGUGGCAGAGGAUUAGCCCGAAAAUACGCACUUCCCAUAAACCGUAAUUCACGCACUUGUGUGAACUCAUGCAGCCCAGGACCAAGCUCGUCUUCCUCUCGGCGAAAACCGACGAGUUUAGAGUACUAAACACUCUCAUAUUGUCAAUCGGAAAACUGAUUGGCAAAAAUCUGUGGCAUAUUGCAGCCUAGUUAUAGCUUCAUUCUGACGUAUCCGAUUUUUGCUGUAUGGAUAACUAGCGAAGUAGCUAGCUUGUUACUCUAGUUUUUUUUUUUAACGAAAUAGUAAGCUAACGUUAGCUAAGUUAGCGAUGGAUUUCAACGUCAAAAGAUUAGCAGCAGACGCCGGUACUUUCCUUAGUCGUGCCGUACAGUUUACGGAAGAAAAGCUGGGACAGGCUGAAAAGACAGAGUUGGAUGCCCAUUUGGAGAAUCUUCUUGGCCGAGCAGAAUGCACCAAACAUUGGACAGAAAAGAUAAUGAAACAGACUGAAGUUUUACUACAGCCAAAUCCAAAUGUCCGAAUGGAGGAAUUUUUGUACGAGAAGCUGGAGAAAAAAGCUCCCACACGAUUUAACAACCACGAGCUGCUGGGCCAGUCCAUGAUUGACUCGGGGAACGAGUUUGGGCCUGGAACCGCCUACGGAAAUGCACUUAUAAAAUGUGGGGAGACGGAGAAACAGAUUGGAGGUGCAGAGCGAGAGUUGAUUCAGAGCUCAGCUAUAAACUUUCUCACACCUUUCCGGAACUUUCUGGAAGGGGACUUUAAAACUAUCUUGAAAGAACGGAAGCUCUUGCAGAACAAGCGUCUGGACCUGGACGCUGCCAAAACCAGACUGAAGAAAGCCAGGAUGGCUGAUGCCAGAGCAGUGCAACUAAACACCUCUCCUCCGCCGGGAGGUGUUGAAUAUGUGGUGCAUUUCUCUUACAUGCUCAACUUCCUGCAUGUGAAAUGGCUGAAGAUGUGGACCGAUGAGGUGAAAAAGGCCGAACAGGAGCUGAGGAUAACGCAGAGCGAAUUCGACCGGCAGGCCGAGAUCACCAGGCUCCUGCUGGAGGGUGUCAGCAGCACCCACGCACACCACCUGCGCUGCUUGAACGAUUUCGUGGAAGCCCAGACCACGUACUACGCACAGUGUUACCAGUACAUGGUUGACCUGCAGAAACAGCUGGGAAGCUUCCCCUCCACCUUCUCCUCCAACAACAACCAGUCCUCGGGCAGCGCUGGGGCCAGCAUCUCCGUGCCCACCAUCCCCCUGUCGGCCUCCCUGCCCGCCCCGGUGGCCUCCUCGGGCUUCAGCGAGCUGCGCAACUCCAGCGGCAGCCGCAAGGCCAGGGUGCUGUACGACUACGACGCGGCCGGGAGCAGCGAGCUGUCCCUGCUGGCGGACGAGGUGAUUAUGGUGUCCAGUGUCCCAGGAAUGGACUCCGAUUGGUUGAUGGGUGAACGGGGAAACCAGAAGGGAAAAGUGCCUAUCACCUAUCUGGAGCUGCUGAACUGAGCUUUGUGUAGGCUUCAUGGAGAGAGAGAAAAAAAAAAAGCAAAAUUGUAUUCCGGCUGUGAUUUCCAUAUUUAUACUGUUAUGCAGUUAACUUUGUAAGAUGUGCUUUGGAGUCUUCCACACUGCCAUGUCUUAUGGAUGGCUCCCUCAGCGGUCCUUUGUGACGUACGGUCAUGUGGCGGAGAGCUGCAAUAUCAACGACCACAGCCACUCGCAAAAGUCAAGGGCUUUCAUCAGCUUUCAACUUUUAUGUUCUCAGCCUUUUAACGUAUUUGACUAACUCCAGACCGUGGCCAAUGCGCGCUCAAGUGCUUUGAUUACAUUUCACUGUCGGUCGUUUCUGUUUAUAUCUUCUUCUUUUUUUCUUUUUUUACUUUUACAGCCUUAUUAAUGUGUACAAAAAGCACUCAAACAUUGACUGAGAAGUUGAAGAUCACUUUUUAUGCAAUGCUAUAGAUGUUUGCUGCCUGCUCCUCAGGAUGUCUAGGCUAAGUGCUUGUUUUUGAUGGUGCCACGAGGUCUUGAAGUGUCCUUCAAGGAGGAUAAUGGGUUUUGGGGGUCACAUGACCUGUUUGUUUUCUCUCCCUUUCAUGAUUUUCCUCCACAGAACUGUGUAGGAACAGUUCUGUGUUCUCACCAGAAGAACCUUGAGGAUAACAAUGUACUGGGUUAAGAGCUUUCCAGUACAUUUCAUUAGAUCAAGAAGUCAGUGGGGCAUGGUGCGCAUGCUUCAGACAUUAUCUUCUUCUACCUAUGUAUGGUUUACUUGUGCACCUUAUGAGGUCCAGUGGUAAAUGCCAAUGAGCAAGUGCCUUUGCUCAAAAUAUGUCAGGGUUAUUAAGAGCUCUUAAGAGCUUUAUGAAAGUUUCCCCACAACACUACCCUUUAACUGAAUUAGGGAGCGAUAUUUUCACCAUUAGCCUUACCUACAAGAGAGCACAUUUCCCCUGCCAAAUACAAUUUUCAAAUGUUUUUACCUAGAGUUGACCUGUAAAGAGUUAAACUAAUUGUUUGUUUACCGCUUAGGAGUUGUUUAUGCAAUAUAUUCACAUUUUUGAUGUGUAACAGUGCCUUAAAAUGAGAACGAAAGCAAAAGGUUGGAACUGAAUUGUGUGACUAAUUUCAGUACUAAGAUCUGAUCAGUUUUUGCUUCACAGCUCUCCACUUUUGUGAAAAGGAGCUUGAUUUACUCAAAACCAGGGUUAUUUUGCCUUCCUGCCAUCUGGUCAGUUAUUAUGGAAAUGUAAAGAAUGUAUGCAUUCUGAUGUAUUAAAAGAAAGGAUGUA